AUGUGGGGCCGUCAACGCACGGUGCCAAGCCUCUAUAUACCGUCGAGUGACCAUAACAUCGGUGUAAGGACACUUACGUUCCGCCUGAGUGAACGUCACCCACUUUCUCCCCCUCAAGCGCAACCACGUUCCACUUCCCGCACGCACCUGCGCAUACCUACCGACAUGGGCUACUCCAAAGCCGCAGGUAGUUGGGCGUCAUCGACCACGUUCUCAAUGUGGGCGUCCGCCAACGCGAGCUCAAAUCGAUUCGCAGCUCUGGCAGCGGAAACUGAAUCCGAUGGCGAGGCUUCCGAAGGCCUCGAGGAGGAAGUCUACACACAACUUGGAUCUGGAGAGAACAGGAUACAGUCAAAGAGUAAGCCGGCAAAGAAGUCGAAGAAACACGCGAAAGCAGAGGCGAAAGCGGAGGCAGUGACCGGAUCAGAAGCAGGAACAAAGGUUGAAGCAGAAGGAAGCACAGGAGCAGGCGCACAUCGGAACGCUAAUCUGGAGUGUUCUGCUUGCGGAGACAGAUUUCCCAUCGAGGAGUACCCCGUUAUCGAAGGCUGCAAACACAAGCCCGAGACGUGCGGUCAGUGCCUUGAGGCCUGGAUAGACUCUCAACUGGACAACACGAUUGCCGAUGGAGGUAUCCGCUGCCCGUCGACAUGCGACCGCAAGCUAUCGUAUGCCGAGCUCAAGGGAAAGAUCUCCGCAGGUCUACACAGCAAGUAA
Molecule: messenger RNA, 717 nt
Organism: Didymosphaeria variabile
Lineage: Eukaryota; Fungi; Ascomycota; Dothideomycetes; Pleosporales; Didymosphaeriaceae
Exons: 2
Coding region: 1-717 (238 amino acids)
Source: RefSeq, a predicted model, not a curated record